Messenger RNA from Toxotes jaculatrix (banded archerfish), 2469 nucleotides. RefSeq lists its product as uncharacterized. The record is from RefSeq and is a predicted model, not a curated record. The transcript has 5 exons. NCBI's taxonomy places the organism in Eukaryota, Metazoa, Chordata, Actinopteri, Toxotidae. Gene Ontology annotation, molecular function: RNA polymerase II cis-regulatory region sequence-specific DNA binding; DNA-binding transcription factor activity. Gene Ontology annotation, biological process: regulation of transcription by RNA polymerase II. The coding region runs from base 180 to 1739 and encodes 519 amino acids.
AGCCGAGGGGAGAGAGCAGCAGUAGCCGGAGAAACCGAGUCGAUCAGCCGCGGGAACGACCGAGCGACCUGGGGGCCCAUUUUUACCCAGUUUUCCGUCGGGGAAACAGGGCAGGGGGGUGGGCUGGGGGUUCGGGUACAGAAGAAUGAGAGAGCCCUCUUACCGGAGGGGGCGAAACCAUGAACGGGGCCGUGUAUAUUUCGUUUUUCCAGGGCCAACUGGAGUCCGUGCUGGAGCAAGUCGUUCAGCUCGCCGUCCAGGAAAUAAGCAAAACGGUGGGCUCCAGCCUGAACGCGCUGCUGCUGGAGACGGCCGUGAAGGAGCAAGAAAAUCGCCGACUCAGGCUUCAGCUGCAGUCGCGGGAGAACCGAGUGAGAGCCGGCGGCUCCGACGGUGGAGGCUCCCCGCCAGCUGGUAAGAACAAGGCUGGCAAGGCGACGGGCGACGAGUGGGCGGACAGCGGCAGGACAAAGCCCGAACAGCCGCAGCAACGGCUACACGCCCCCGGAGGGCAGGGUACCGAGCCCAUCUUACCCACCGACACUCGCCGCCUGGAGCAGAGAGGACGAGUCGUGGACCAGCUGAAGUCGGUCAUGGAACAGGUCCUGAACUUUGCCGUGCGCGAGCUGACGAAGAUCGUGGAGGCUUCGUUUGACGACCUCCUGCUGGAGAUCACCAAGAUGGAGAGGGAGCAGCAGGUCCUGGAGGAGAGACUGGGGAGCUCCGCCAGAGGGGGAGGGGGGGAGAAGGAGAGAGGAGGAGGGGGAGAGAAGAGCAGAGGAGGAGCAGGAGGACCGGGGGGGAGGAGGAGAGGAUCGGAGAAUGACUCGGUGUCGCCCAGCGGCUCAGAGGACGCCCGGGAGGAGCUGGCUGAGGUGGCGCCGCCCAAAGAGACAGCAGAGACAGAGGAGCGUCCCCCGGUCCUCUCAGUCUCGCAGGACUGGGUCCCGAUCCUGGACAAGGUCUUUGGUCAGAAGUGGUGCAGCGACGUCUGGCAGAUUAAAGAGCUCUCCGGGGGCGGAGGAGGAGAGGGAGGUGGGAGGGGACUGAAUGAGGGAGGGGCGGAGCAGGUGGAGCCUCUCCCAGCCCCCUCAGUCACCCUGGAGCCCUCCCCCUCGUCCCCCCAGCAGGACCCCCGCUGGACUCCUCUGGAGGACAUGGAGGUGUUCUCUCCUGAUGAUGAUGCUGCAGAGGGUCAAAGGAGCAGCGGGGGAGGAGCCAACACCAGACCCUCACCUGGACCCCCCCUCAGCCCCACAGGCUCUUCAGGACGUCGCUCUUCGGCGUCCAUGCUUCACCGUCUCCUGACUCUGCCGUCUCAGCUGCUGGAGGAUGACGACGAGGACGCCACCGCCAAGGAAACGCUGGGCGCUCUGACAACUGACGGCGCCGGCGACUGCAGAGAUGGCAUCGAACCGCAGGGCCGGACCUGCCCGUCGCCCCUGACGACCAGGGAGGAGGAGGAGGAGGAAGAGGAGGAGGAGGAGGACAGGGGGAGGAAGAAGAAGAGGCGGAGGGUGUGGUCGGAGUGUGAGGAGUGUGGGCGGAGGUUCAGUCGGAUGUCUCUCCUGAAGGCUCACCGUCAGAUUCACGUCGCCGAAAACGCCACCGCCGACACGUCGUCUCCGCCCGGCGGCGCCGCCUCGGUGUUACGCUGCUCAGACUGCGGCAAGAGGUUCUCCUCCGGGACCCGCCUCCACAGCCACAUCCGGACCCAGCACACCGGGAGCCAGUCCUGAACCUGGCAGGUCUCUGGGCUGAACUGGAAACGGGAUCGUCGGAGGCCACAAACACAUCGACGGUCCAACAGAAGCUGAACAAAGAGCUCAGAGCAGAACCAGGAGAGGAGCCACAGACCUGAGACCAGAUGCUAAUAAAAUCCGACCGGCACUUUGACGUGACCUUCAGCCCACUCGACGAAUCUGGAACAAAGAGCUGGAGACCUGAAGGAGCAGGCACAGAACAACAAGCAGGGGCCGACCCAUUUUAAUAUGAGCCACAGUUACAGAAUUACACAGUUCACAUCAGCUGUGUUUACAAUCACUGAAGUCAUCUCAUCACUCUGGCCUUUAUCAUCAUCAUCAUCAUCAUCAUUAUAGGGAGGGGCUCUGCAUUCAGCCAGGAAACCUGAGGCUGAACCUCAGCAUCUCCCAGUCAUGACUACUGGAUGUGUUUGGCACAAGAGGUGAUGAGUAACUGACACGUCAGUGUAAAACAGUCAGUCAGUCAUCUCUGGGUCAGCAUGUCUCCACUUCCUUUUCCUUUUGAUGAAUGAAGUGUUCUUCUGUAUUCAUGUGUUUUUAAUUAUUAAUUAAUUUCAAUCUUUUCACAAACAAAAAAACCCAGAAAAACACAGUUUAACACAGAGUUUAACACAGCUGGCACAGCUGGAUCAGCUGGCACAGGUGGAUCAGCUGGCACAGCUGGCACAGCUGGAUCAGCUGGCACAGGUGGAUCAGCUGGCACCGC